AUGUCGGUUACUGUAGACGGCCUCGCGUCGCUCUUCCAUGGAUGCCGCAAGCUAAGGGAACUCCGGCUAUUCACCACCAACGACCUCCCUCAUCUCCCGGCGUCCCUCUCGCUCCUCACGGAUCUCCAAACCCUCCACGUGUGCUCGCAUACUCGCUAUGGCCACCACUCGUUACAGGAGCUCGUUUCGCCGCCCGAGAGCAUCGGCGCGCUGCAGCAGCUGCGCGAGUUGGGGAUCGGCGCACUCCCUCCCACCCCGUCAUCGCUUCUCCUUCCCCACCACCUGUUGCCUCACCCUCCCACCCACCUCGUCAUCGCCUCUCCCUCCCACCUUUCCAUCGCUGCUCCCUCCCACCCUGCCAUCCACUUUCCAUUCCACCCCGCCAUCCCCUCUCCCUCCCACCGCGCCGUCGCCGCUCCCUCCCUCCCGCCGUCGCCUCUCCGUUCCUCCCGCCGUCGCCUCUCCCUCCUCCCCGCCGUCGCCUCUCCCUCCUCCCCGCCGUCGCCUCUCCCUCCUCCCCGCCGUCGCCUCUCCCUCCUCCCCGCCGUCGCCUCUCCCUCCUCCACGCCGUCGCCUCUCCCUCCUCCCCGCCGUCGCCUCUCCCUCCUCCCCGCCGUCGCCUCUCCCUCCUCCCCGCCGUCGCCUCUCCCUCCUCCCCGCCGUCGCCUCUCCCUCCUCCCCGCCGUCGCCUCUCCCUCCUCCCCGCCGUCGCCUCCUCCCCGCCGUCGCCUCUCCCUCCCACCCCGUAGUCGCCUCCGGCGACAGGUGCACGGGCGCAACCGCGAGUUGGUGCGCGAGCGCGGGUUGGUGCGAGAGCGUGGGUUGGUUUCUGGCACCGUGGUUAUCAGAACGAGAGGGGUUCGCGAGGAGAGCGUGCGCACGAGAGCGAGCACGCAAGAGAUUGCGUGUGAGAGCCAAGAGAGGGUGGUAGAGCGUGCAGGUGGGAGCGUGGGAUGGAGAGGCAGGAGCGAAAGUAUCCGUGCGCGCUUGUGCCAUAGGCACUUGCGCUUAGGCGCUUGCGCCGUGGGGGCGCGAUUCGAGGGUGCUGGCACCGUGGGCGAGUGA
Molecule: messenger RNA, 1065 nt
Organism: Closterium sp. Naga37s-1
Lineage: Eukaryota; Viridiplantae; Streptophyta; Zygnematophyceae; Desmidiales; Closteriaceae
Source: the annotation of a GenBank genome assembly